This is a messenger RNA of Cylicocyclus nassatus, 543 nucleotides long. Lineage: Eukaryota; Metazoa; Nematoda; Chromadorea; Rhabditida; Strongylidae. The record is from the annotation of a GenBank genome assembly.
AGUCAUAUACCCCUCAACAAUGCUAUUCUCAAUGCUUCUGGUUUUACCGGCUUUAGUCUAUGGCACAACUAGCAGUUCCGACACAUUUUAUGGAGCAAAACUGACACCAGUAGAGGGUUCAGAAGAAGGACAGAUUGACCGACUAGUGAGUAGGGUGAGUAGGGAGCAUCAGUCACCGAAGACUACUAUGGGCCAUAUGUCACGAGGUAUCAGUUGGCCGCAACAUCGAUGUAGGAGACUUGGGCCGGAAUUUACGGCAUGUUCUCGGCGAUUUAGUCACGAAGAAGUAUUCUGCAUUCGGAUAGGACAAAUGUGCGAUGGCACGCAAGAGUGCCCGUAUGCAGAUGAUGAGGAUCCGACGUUGUGCCUUUUUCACCGACUGUCCAUGGAUGAAAUGAGCCGCAUCAGACUGGCAUUUAGCCACAUAGCCGAGAAAAGCAUGCAUCGAAAACAAAGUGUUAUAUGGACAGACGAAGAUGGAAAAAAGAGAAACCAGAAUGGAGAAUAUAUUGUGUAGCAUGAUGAGGGGAUAAAUUGUUGAUG